AUGUUGACGAGUAAGCAGGUGGAUAAUCUGGUAGUGGCCGGGGAGGAUCUUCUCCUAGUGACUCAGUACGUGGUUACUUCAUUUGACUUUGAUGGUUUGUAUGUUGAUGCUACUACGCCAUAUGACUUCACCGCGAAACGCGGCUUUCCGAGUGUGACUGUUGAUUUUGAUGUUCAUAAAUAUGACCCUGAGGAUGGGGAACUCAAGUAUGUGGAAGGUUCUUUGGGUGGUUGGGCUCUUUUUGUUGGCCUCCACAGCCAUGCAGUUGCGUUGCCCGCGGCCGACUUCCCCGAGCUCAAACCCAAUUCCAUUUACUUCACGGAUGCAAAGUUAGAUGCGUCGAUUGAGGAGUAUAAAGAUUGCCUAACUGGGGGCCAUGACAUUGGCAUUUUCAAUUAUGAGAACAAGACUGUGUCGCCAUGCUAUUUUCCAUGUGAUGCUCAGAACCUCAGGAAGACUUACCCAGGGCCUAUGUGCGCAAUUUCGAUUGCGUUGGCAGUUGGAUUGGUCACGGGAUUGCCUGAGUUUUGGAUAUUCUUAGGAGAGGCCAAUGCAACUAAUAUUGCUCCGGCACUACCAUAUGUGUCGGUUUUGAUUUCAGGUCCGCCAAUAAAAGGAUCCUGGGGAAUUGUUGAGGCUAUCCAGCAAGGCAAAACAUUGAUAGCUGGAGCUGAGGUCUUCCUGGGGCAUUGGGUAAUUUUCUGCAGUGUUGAAAAGGAUGUGGUCGAUGGCUUUCCAAAUGAACUGCCAGAAGAAUAUAAAAAUAUGUCAUUACUAAAGGGGAGAGCUACUAUGGAUAUGAGGGUCAAGGUCAAGGACAACCCUAACCCGGAUGAAUGCGUAUUUCGCUUAGUGUUGGAUGGCUAUGAUCCAAAGUGGUACAUGCUUGAAGAGAUAAUAUGUACGAAGAAGUUGAUGUUGACGAGUAAACAGGUGGAUAAUCUGGUAGUGGCCGGGGAGGAUCUUCUCCUAGUGACUCAGUACGUGGUUACUUCAUUUGACUUUGAUGGUUUGUAUGUUGAUGCUACUACGCCAUAUGACUUCACCGCGAAACGCGGCUUUCCGAGUGUGACUGUUGAUUUUGAUGUUCAUAAAUAUGACCCUGAGGAUGGGGAACUCAAGUAUGUGGAAGGUUCUUUGGGUGGUUGGGCUCUUUUUGUUGGCCUCCACAGCCAUGCAGUUGCGUUGCCCGCGGCCGACUUCCCCGAGCUCAAACCCAAUUCCAUUUACUUCACGGAUGCAAAGUUAGAUGCGUCGAUUGAGGAGUAUAAAGAUUGCCUAACUGGGGGCCAUGACAUUGGCAUUUUCAAUUAUGAGAACAAGACUGUGUCGCCAUGCUAUUUUCCAUGUGAUGCUCAGAACCUCAGGAAGACUUACCCAGGGCCUAUGUGGUUCUUCCCAAGUCUUGGAUUGGUCACGGGAUUGCCUGAGUUUUGGAUAUUCUUAGGAGAGGCCAAUGCAACUAAUAUUGCUCCGGCACUACCAUAUGUGUCGGUUUUGAUUUCAGGUCCGCCAAUAAAAGGAUCCUGGGGAAUUGUUGAGGCUAUCCAGCAAGGCAAAACAUUGAUAGCUGGAGCUGAGGUCUUCCUGGGGCAUUGGGUAAUUUUCUGCAGUGUUGAAAAGGAUGUGGUCGAUGGCUUUCCAAAUGAACUGCCAGAAGAAUAUAAAAAUAUGUCAUUACUAAAGGGGAGAGCUACUAUGGAUAUGAGGGUCAAGGUCAAGGACAACCCUAACCCGGAUGAAUGCGUAUUUCGCUUAGUGUUGGAUGGCUAUGAUCCAAAGUGGACAGGAGGUAAGAAGAAGUUGUCGUUGACGAGUAUGGGGGCGAAGAAUCUGGUAGUGGCCGGGGAGGAUCUCCUCGUAGUGACUCAGUACGUGGUUGAUGCAUUUGACCUUGAUGGUUUGUAUGUUGAUGGUAAUACGCCGUAUUUCUGCUCCGAGGAACUCGGCUUUCCGAGUGUGACUGUUGAUUUUGAUGUUCAUAAAUAUGACCCUGAGGAUGGGGAACUUAAGUAUGUGGAAGGGUCUUUGGGUGGUUGGGCUCUUUUUGUCGGCCUCCACAGCCAUGCAGUUGCGUUGCCCGCGGCUGACUUCCCCGAGCUCAAACCCAAUUCCAUUUACUUCACAGAUGCAAUGUCAGAAGCGUCGUUUGAGGAGUGUAACAAUUGGCUAACUGGUGGCCAUGACAUUGGCAUCUUCGAUUAUGACAACAAGACUGUGUCGCCAUGCUAUUUUCCAUGUAAUCCUAAGAACAUGAGAAAGACUUAUCCAGCGCCUAUGUGGUUCUUCCCAACUCGUCAAUGA
This is a messenger RNA of Striga asiatica, 2304 nucleotides long. The record is from the annotation of a GenBank genome assembly. Lineage: Eukaryota; Viridiplantae; Streptophyta; Magnoliopsida; Lamiales; Orobanchaceae.